AUGAUUUUACUUAUUGAGCAGUAUACGAUUCAAUUAUCAAAAGGAUUGAUACUUUGUAUUAGUAUUCCUUUGGUUGUAUUAUUUAUAAUUGAUUUAUUGACUUAUUCAUUGAGUCUAAUUCUCAAAACAUUAAAUAAUUCAAUUUAUUUGCAGCACGGCAGUCAUUUGAUAUAUAAUUUGAAGAUUUUCAAUAUACUUAACGAAAAACAAUACUCGUCUUUCAUUAUCAAGAAUAACUUAUCCAAUGUUAAGUUGAUUAAUCAGAAUAUUAAUAAAUGGGCUAACGAUUCGUUAAAUUGCUGGAACAAUUUAAAAAACUUUACCAAAGUUGAAUUGAAAAAGUCUGCCAAUUAA
Hyphopichia burtonii NRRL Y-1933 is the source of this 354-nucleotide messenger RNA. RefSeq lists its product as uncharacterized. The coding region runs from base 1 to 354 and encodes 117 amino acids. The transcript has a single exon. NCBI's taxonomy places the organism in Eukaryota, Fungi, Ascomycota, Pichiomycetes, Serinales, Debaryomycetaceae. The record is from RefSeq and is a predicted model, not a curated record.